This is a messenger RNA of Tinamus guttatus (white-throated tinamou), 1128 nucleotides long. RefSeq names its product gonadotropin-releasing hormone II receptor. NCBI's taxonomy places the organism in Eukaryota, Metazoa, Chordata, Aves, Tinamiformes, Tinamidae. The record is from RefSeq and is a predicted model, not a curated record. Gene Ontology annotation, molecular function: protein-hormone receptor activity; G protein-coupled receptor activity; peptide binding. Gene Ontology annotation, biological process: cellular response to hormone stimulus; G protein-coupled receptor signaling pathway. Gene Ontology annotation, cellular component: plasma membrane.
GGAAUGCCUGAAGAGCAGCCGCCCGCAUCUCCCCUGUGUCCCGCCGUGGGCGAUGCCAACGCUUCCGCCUCGAGCUGUCCCCCGCCGUGGCUCGAGCCCACGUUCACGCCGGCCGCCCGGGCCCGCGUCAUCGUCACCGCGGUGCUCUUCGUGCUGGCGGCGUGCAGCAACGGCGCCGUGCUGGGCAGCCUCCUGCGGAGGACGAGGACGAGGAGGAAGUCGCGCGUGCGGCCGCUGGUGCUCAGCCUGGCGCUGGCCGACCUGCUGGUGACGGUGGCGGUGAUGCCGCUGGACGCCGCGUGGAACGUCACAGUGCAGUGGCGCGCCGGGCGCCUCUCCUGCAAGCUGCUCAACUUCCUCAAGCUCUUCGCCAUGUACGCGGCCGCCCUGGUGCUGGUGGUCAUCAGCCUGGACCGCCACGCCGCUGUCCUGCACCCCUUGGCCAGCAGCCGCCGGCGCAACCAGUGCCUGCUCCGCGCUGCCUGGGCCACCAGUGUCCUGCUGGCGUCGCCCCAGCUUUUCCUUUUCCACUUGCAAACCAUCCCAGGAGUGAACUUCACCCAGUGUGUCACACACGGCAGUUUCCAAGAGCACUGGGAAGAAACCGUCUACAACAUGUUCACCUUCACCACCCUGUACGUCACCCCGUUGAGUGUCAUGAUCAUUUGCUACAUCCGAAUCAUAUGGGAGAUCAGUAAACAGCUGAAGAUCAGCAAAGGUCUGAUAAGAAAUAAAAGCGACCACAUCUCCAAGGCACGCAUGAAGACCCUCAAGAUGACCAUAGUGAUCGUUGCUACCUUCAUCAUCUGCUGGACUCCUUAUUAUCUCUUGGGCUUGUGGUACUGGUUCCAGCCAGACAUGAUCCAAAGGAUGCCAGAGUAUAUCAACCACAGCUUCUUCCUCUUCGGCUUGCUGCACACAUGUACAGACCCCAUCAUUUAUGGGCUGUACACCCCAUCCUUCCGCGAGGAUGUGCAGCUGUGUCUCAGGAGCAUUGAAACGGCGCUUACCCGGCAGCAGAGACACAGACCUGUCCCAAGUUCAGAGAAGAAUGUCAAGGAUGACGGUGUAAAUGGUGGGGUGGCAUCGGGGGGCUCUAACGGGACCACUGUGCACACGGUGUGCUGA